AUGAAAUUUAAAUCACUACCUUUUGAUAUCCAAAUCGGACGUUCGUCGGCAUUUUACAUCCGUCUAACCAACAGAAACAUUCGCAUCCAGAAAAAUUUUACAAAAUUUCGGUAUUACGUAAAAUGAUAGGCAUUCAAAAAAAGCGACCAGCCGCCGGAGACUACGUAGUGCCAAACAAUUCGGCUCUAAAUCUGCAGAAUAGGCCCAGUAUCUACGAUCAAACGCCCAACCAAAUGGAGAAGACCGCCAAGUGCCGCUACUGCGAGAACAUGGCCAAGAACUUUCUCUACCUGGAGAGCCUGAUACGGAACAACAAGGAUAACGACAAGAACAACAAGUGCAACUUGUGCAACUCGUCGCUGAAGUACUUGGAGUAUGUCAACCGCAAUAUUCGCCAGGUUUUCGGCAACUUCGAUUCAAUUGUCCAGGCGGAUCGUGCUCUGCAAUCCAAGCCGGCCAUGAUGCCCAAAUACUCGGUGGGCCCGGCUCCGGAAAAGGCUGAUCUGCGCUCCAAGGGUGGUGCCAUUGUCUCCCAGCAAAGGUCGGCCAAAAGCCUCAAGUCCAGCCUAAAAUCCCUCAAAUCCAAGACCAAGGAGAAGAGCCAGAAGUCAUUGAAGACGCUUAAAUCGCGUAAAUCUGCCAAAUCACUCAAGUCCUCCAGGUCCACGAAGUCGAGCAAAUCGCAGAAGUCAUCCCUCAAGAAAAUUCCAACCAAACCGAAGAGCGCGAGUCCCAAGAGCCAAAUCAGCCAUGGCAAGAUGAUAUUGAAGCGCAAAUUCCGGAACAAGAUGGCUGGCAAGUUGGGCGGCAACAAAGUGGUACGCAGUGUCAGUCAGUACCGCGCCCUGGGUUCCGCCCGCUCCAAAAUCUCGAAGGGAUCUAGCCACAAGAGGCUGAUCAAGCAGCGGUCCACCGCUCCACCGACCAGCAUCAACUGGCAGCUCCUCAAACGAAACCUGCCCAAGCGGCCCAAUCCAGUGAAGUAGGGGAAAAGAUGACCGGCGAUCGGCAGAUUGUCCUAAAAUCCAAUGUGUCCAGACCAAAACUAUCUCGUUUGUCAAAAUUCUUCAAGUGAUCUUUGCAUGAAUAAACUCAACACAUAGUUUAAUAAAAACUUUUUAUAUUGUACAA
Drosophila mauritiana is the source of this 1131-nucleotide messenger RNA. RefSeq lists its product as uncharacterized. The coding region runs from base 123 to 986 and encodes 287 amino acids. The transcript has a single exon. The record is from RefSeq and is a predicted model, not a curated record. Lineage: Eukaryota; Metazoa; Arthropoda; Insecta; Diptera; Drosophilidae.